AUGCCGGCUAACGUUAGUCCCGCUUCGGUGGCUGUGGCAGCUGGAAAGGAAGAUCUCCAGGAGCCUGCAGACUAUGGGGUAAGUGCACCGAAGAACUCGGCUUCUCUCAAGAAGCGGGAUCGCCCCAAGCCAAAGAGCAGUUUGCGCCGUUGGUUGGGUUUCCUCGUGUUAUUAAUCGUUUGUGGAGUUCUCGCGGCACCACGCAAUGCAAUGAAAAGUGUUUUUAAGGACUACGUGAAAUUAUUACCGACGCAAAGAACGCCUGAGGAGCCGCCUGAGAGGCAGCCUGAAGGGCCGGUGCAGCCCGAUCCACGCCAGCCUGAUGAGUCUGUAGAAGAGCAAGCUCAUGAGUCCUCAGAUGAGCAAGCCCAGAAGGAUGAACAGGAGGACUUGCAUUCCCCUGAUCCACAAGUACCUCCUGAGUUUCCAGAGGUCGCCCCCCCUGAUGGUGAUGAAGAAGUCCUUCCUGUAUCUCCUGGUGUAGGAGCAGAGCCUGCCCCUCCGCAGGCUCCUGAGCCUCCAGAGGGAGUCCCUCCUUAUUUGGAUGAGGGGCCCCCUGCUCCCCCUGCUGACUCGGGUGUAGGACCUGUUGAAGAUCUAGAGGCCGCCUCUCCUGAUUUAGAGGGAAUAUCUCCUGAUCCACAGGUUGGGCCUACACCUCCAGAGGCCACCGCUCCACAGAAACCGCAAGAGGAAAUUGAGGCCAUUCCGGGAUUUGAUGCAGGCCCAGAAGAGGGAAAGGCAGCCCUGCGUCUCGCAGUGGAAUCAUUUUCGCAGUCGUCCGGAAUGGAAGGUGCGGAGGAUUUUGGUGAUGAACAGGAGGAAGUGUUGAAAAUUGUAGCCUUAGCACUUACAGACGGCAACUCGAGGGUCUUGUUGGGCUCUCGUUUUCGGCUUACUCGCCCAUUACGCUGCACUGCCCCAGAUUUUUCUAAUUUUCCCAAGGGGAUGCUAACGGUCCGUGGUAUUGUUGGUUUCGGGAUGACUAGCGUGUAUUUUACAGUUUCCGACGAAGAUUUGAGUAUGUGGACUUUACGCGUCUCAGUCCUUCCAGGGCAAAAGACUGUGGAAGAAUGCUUUGAGGUUACGCUGCAAGCAGCAGAAGCUGUAAUUGAGUUAUGUGAUGGAGAGUAUGUUGCUUCCGUGUGGGAAGAUAAAAGGUUACUUGUUCCUGCGUUCGUUGCGGAUGGGUGGGAUUCACGUGAGUCAGUCAAGCACGUUUGUGGUCACACGGUCGACAGGCCGGUAGGUGUCAUGCCGGAACUCGUAGGCAGCGUACGGGAUGUGCUAAGUUCUAUAGGGCACGAAGAAAGCCAUUCGUUAGCUGCAAGGGAGUAUUGUGCUCGCUGGAUGUUAAUCCAGACGUUGAAUUUGCAGGCACGGGGGCUGAGUCACAACCAUUUGGCGUGGGACAGCGUGUUUGUCACUCGUGGUGGCAUGAUCCUUCUUGGGGAGAUGGGGGCAACCGUUCACUUUGGAGAACUGCUGCGCGCAAAUGCUGUAUUGGACCCGAAGUAUGCGGAGCCGCAACUGCAUGAGGAAUUCGAGCAGUUCAAGAACGGGGGACCUCCGGUGAAGGCGCACGAGAAGAGCGACAUGUGGAGUCUGGGAGUCCUUCUCUUUGAAAUGUUCACUGGCAAGCCCUUGGAGGAGGUGCUGACUGCGGGUUCUUUUAACGAGGGCAGCCGUGAUAUGGUGGCAGCGGAGCUGCAAAGCUCGGGCGCCUCUUCUUCGUGGCAACAGCUGAUUGGGUCCCUAUUACAGACCGAUAGAACUCGCCGCAUCUCCGCAACGCAGAUUGCUGAACAAUUCGCUAGUUUACUCUAA
Messenger RNA from Eimeria acervulina, 1827 nucleotides. RefSeq lists its product as hypothetical. NCBI's taxonomy places the organism in Eukaryota, Apicomplexa, Conoidasida, Eucoccidiorida, Eimeriidae. The coding region runs from base 1 to 1827 and encodes 608 amino acids. Gene Ontology annotation, molecular function: ATP binding; protein kinase activity. Gene Ontology annotation, biological process: protein phosphorylation. The transcript has a single exon. The record is from RefSeq and is a predicted model, not a curated record.